Messenger RNA from Closterium sp. NIES-67, 3636 nucleotides. Lineage: Eukaryota; Viridiplantae; Streptophyta; Zygnematophyceae; Desmidiales; Closteriaceae. The record is from the annotation of a GenBank genome assembly.
GCCUCCAGGGUCCUUCCCUUUCAUCCUUCACUUCCUACCCCACCUUCCAACUGUGCUUCAAUGCCUUUUCUAUCAUGCCUCUGAUCUUGUAAGCUUCAAUCAUAGUGACUCUGAGGACUGUCAACUUCUCCUAGGGCAGAUUACCCCCCAGUGCGCCAAACGCCAUAGCUCACUCGUUUAGCUACGGAAUCGAGUGAUUCAACUUUCAGUGGAAAGCUGACACUGCCAGCUACAACAUAUCCGAUUUUCAGAUCGUUUCACCGAUUGGAGUUUUUGAUAUAGCUAUUCGAAGGUCGCGAGUUUUCUGGGCGUCAUAACGAAGUGCUGCAGAAAUUUCCAAGGAGCCAUUGAAUCAUCUGCUUAUAGCCUUCUCUAACCAACAAGUGGUAUCAGAGCCUAUUAUCACGCAUUUGGGACCUAAAAUACGAUGGGAGAUAAAGAGGACUCUGGUGGAGGUGAUACUUCAGUCCAAGGAGGCAGCUCAACCCAAGAUUCUGGCAUUGCAGCGCAAAGGGGAGCGCGUACAAGCCAGGGGUCACUGCUUAAGGAGGUGCUGAAGAACUUCACCAUUGAGAAGUUCUCUGGAGAUGGCUAUGAUGAUUGGGCAUGGAAGAUGCAGCUCUACUUUCGACAAAUUGGCCUCUUGAAGCUCAUGAUUGGAACGGAGCCAAGGCCAAAGGAAAUGGCAGAGCAAGCGGACUGGGAUGAACGUUCAUCUGCUGGGUACUAUCUACUGUCACAAAGCUUGGAGCUGAACCAGAGGCAUCACAUCAUGCAUCUGCUACCGGAAAUUGAUUGUGGGCCCAAGGCAUGGGCAGUGCUCAAGGACCUGCACGCUCCGACAUCGGUUGCCGCUUCUCUCAUGCUGGAUCGGGAGCUGUCCAUGCUGCGGUUGAGCGAGAAUGAAGCUGUGCAGCCCGUACUGGACAAGAUGAGGGAACUCUACGCGAAAUUGGCGAUUGCAGGCAUCACGUACCCAGAGCAGACAAAGUGUCUCAAGAUGCUCAGCCUGCUGCCGGAGUCUUGGCUGCAAUUUAUAAGCGGACUCAGCUUGCCACAAAACCAAAGUCAAUGGACAUUGGAGUGGAUUCGCACCAAGAUUCUGGAAGAAGAUUUUCGUCGCUAUACACUGCGCGGAGGUGAUGACAGCACCAGCGGCUAUGCCAUGCAAGGGACAUGGAGGGAUCGAGGGCGUGGCAAUCGCGGUCGCUCUUACCACAGCCAAGGUGGUCGCGGGACUUGGAACCAGCGGGGGCGUGGUGGCGCUGGUGCAAGAGGAAGAGGUGGUCACUCCAACAAUGACAACAGUGAACCACGCUUGAGGGGAGAGUGCUGGUAUUGCAAGGAAGAAGGGCAUCCAUGGUUUCGCUGCCCUACCAAGCCCGACUGGUGGACCCCUUGGAACCAAUCGGAGAAGGGGAAUGGAGGAAAACAACCACAUGGAGGUGCCAACAUGGUAGCUGAUCCUGCUGAAGAAACCUCCAAGGAUGACAGAGGAAUGCGAAAUGAGGAGAGGAAUGCUGGACAGUUCUACCAUGUGUGUGACAAAGAUGACAGUGGCACAGCUGUUGCAAGGGCUGGAGAGGAAUUGCACCCGCUUGACAUGUGGGUCAUGGACUCUGGUGCUGCAUGGACAAUGACACCACGCAAGGACUUGCUGGAUGCUGUGCGAGCGCCUCCAAUCUCUGAAGUGCGCUCAGCAUCCGGACAUGCAGUGAAGGUCGCUGGAGUUGGUCGAGCUGCAUUCAGAGCACCUGAUGGUGGACUGGUUGUGCUGAAGGAUGUGUUACUCGUACCGGGGCUGAAGGCCAACCUGAUAUCGCUGCGCAAGCUAGGCCAGGCCGGAGUCAGCACCACCACCAAUGGAUCCAAAACAUUCAAGGGGCUGCGAGGAGAUCGUGUGUUAUGGGAUUUACACGAAAGCAGAGAUGUCUUCAGAUCCAUGUGGCAGAUCCCUGCACUGAUAUGGGAAUCAACAAAGAAGGAGUUGGGAGAAGUAAAGGCGGGUUCUGGAGUCCAGGGGGAGUGUAAUGCAGUUAGUGCUGCAGGAGUGACGGUUUCUGCAAGGUCGGGGGAGACUGAUUGGGAAACCGCACACAGGCGUCUAGGGCAUGUGGCUAUGCCAUUGCUGCAGCAACUGCAUAAGGAAGAAGCAGUAAAGGGGCUCAAGCUUUCUGGGCAACCAAAUGCUACCAAGUGCGAGACGUGUCUGCUGAGCAAGUUCACACGGUUCCCCUUUCACGGCGUAGCUGGGAAAAGCAAGGCAGCACUGGAACUGGUGCACAUGGACCUCGUAGGACCUUUUCCAGUCCGAGGAAGUAAGGGGGAAAGGUACUUCCUGACAAUAGUUGAUGACUGGAGUCGGCUGAUGUGGGCAUACCCGUUGAAGCAGAAGGAUCAUGCUGCCUCAACAAUACGAGAUGAUUGGCUGCCGUUCGUCGAGCGACAAUCUGGGCACCCAUGCAAGAGCAUCAGAACCGACCGAGGUGGAGAGUUUCUAGGAGGAGAUCUGACUGCGUGGCUCAAGAAACAAGGCAUUGAGCAUCAGCUAACGACGUCCUAUACCCCUCAGUCAAAUGGCGUUGCUGAGAGGGCUAAUAGGACCAUCCUGGAAACUGCGCGAGCGCUGCUGAUCGAAUCAGGGCUGGGGAACUCCAUAUUCAUUUAUCGUUUCACCGAUUGGAGUUUUUGAUAUAGCUAUUCGAAGGUCGCGAGUUUUCUGGGCGUCAUAACGAAGUGCUGCAGAAAUUUCCAAGGAGCCAUUGAAUCAUCUGCUUAUAGCCUUCUCUAACCAACAGUGAAUGGCGCUCUGGUUGUCACACCAUAGGGUGGGCGACUGCUGGGGGUAGCCUAACUCAGCGAGGAGAAAGGAGAGCCAGCGUGCCUCUUGAGCAGCCAUUGUGCCCGCGUAGAGCUCAGCCUUGCAGGACGAUAGGGAGACUGCAGAGGACCGAGUGGAACGCCAGCUGAUGACUCCGCUACCAAGAGUGAAGCAGUACCCUUGGAAGGAGCGUCUGUCAGUCUGGUCAUCGGCCCAUGAGGAGUCUGUGUAUCCCUCGAGCUUGACUGGAGAGGUACCACCGAGAGUGAGGAUGUGAGACUUGGUGGCUUGUAGAUAGCGGAGGACCCUCUUGGCUGCAGACCAAUGCGAGGCAGUGUAGCGUCCGGGGGAGACGUACCGAGAGAGGACACUAACCGGGUAAGCCAAAUCUUGUCGAGUGCACAUCAUGGCAUACAUGAGUGAACCGACUAGCUCAGGGUACGGGUCCUUGCAGGUGUCAGGAGAAGGAACCGGAGGGGCCGUGAGCUGAUACUGUAGUAGGAGAGGAGUCGAGACAGAGUUACUGGAGUCCAUGUCGAGCCGCUUGAGAAGGUUGUCGAUGUAGGACUCCUGGGAGAGGGUGAUCGUGCAAGCCUGGCGGCCAUGAGUGAUCUCCAUCCCCAGGUAGUUCUUGAGGUCACCAAAAUCCUUCAUGAGAAGGGCGGAGCUGAGAGCAGACUGGACAGCUGCCAUGUCGGCUGGAUCUCUGGCGGCUAGAAUGAAGUCGUCGACGUAGACGAGGAUGUAGAAGGGCUCGGAGGAGUGACGAACGAAGAGACUAGAAUCUGAGGCGGAGGGAUGGAAGUCAAGUGCGA